This is a messenger RNA of Suricata suricatta (meerkat), 2178 nucleotides long. RefSeq names its product tumor protein p53 (gene TP53). The record is from RefSeq and is a predicted model, not a curated record. Lineage: Eukaryota; Metazoa; Chordata; Mammalia; Carnivora; Herpestidae. Gene Ontology annotation, molecular function: DNA-binding transcription factor activity, RNA polymerase II-specific; RNA polymerase II cis-regulatory region sequence-specific DNA binding; protein binding. Gene Ontology annotation, cellular component: nucleus. Gene Ontology annotation, biological process: apoptotic process; protein tetramerization; regulation of transcription by RNA polymerase II. Bases 177 to 1337 code for a protein of 386 amino acids. The transcript has 11 exons.
UGUGCUCUGUCUGGCGCUAAAAGUUUUGAGCUUCUGAAAAGUCAGAGCCACCAUUCUAGGCGCAGGUAGCUGCUGGGCUCCGGGGUCCCCUGGCGUCCAGCCUCGGAGCGUGCUUCCCAGGACGGUGACACGCUCCCCUGAAGUUCGGCGGCCACGCUGCCCUGCCGGGAGCCAGGAUGCAGGAGCCGCCGCUGGAACUCAAUAUCGAGCCCCCUCUAAGCCAGGAGACAUUUUCAGAAUUGUGGAACCUACUUCCGGAAAACAACGUUCUGUCCGCCGAGCUGUCCUCGGGGGUGAAUGAGCUGCCACUCUCAGAAGAUGUCACGCACUGGCUGGACGAAGCUCCGGAUGAUGCUUCUAGAAUGUCUGCGGCUCCGGCGCCAGCAGCCCCUGCCGCAACCACCCCUGCGCCAGCCAUCUCAUGGCCCCUGUCAUCCUUCGUCCCUUCCCAGAAGACCUACCCGGGCGCCUAUGGUUUUCAUUUAGGGUUUCUGCAGUCCGGGACAGCCAAGUCUGUUACUUGCACGUACUCCCCUUGCCUCAACAAGCUGUUUUGCCAGCUGGCGAAGACCUGCCCCGUGCAGCUGUGGGUCAGCUCCCCACCCCCACCGGGAACCUGUGUUCGUGCCAUGGCCAUUUAUAAAAAGUCAGAGUUCAUGACCGAGGUCGUGAGGCGCUGCCCCCACCACGAGCGCUGCCCUGACAGUAGCGAUGGUCUGGCGCCGCCCCAGCAUCUCAUCCGAGUGGAAGGAAACUUGCACGCCAAGUACUUGGAUGACAGAAACACUUUCCGACAUAGCGUGGUGGUGCCCUACGAGCCGCCUGAGGUCGGCUCUGACUGCACCACCAUCCACUACAACUUCAUGUGUAACAGCUCCUGCAUGGGGGGCAUGAACCGGCGGCCCAUCAUCACCAUCAUCACCCUGGAAGACUCCAAUGGGAAGCUGCUGGGACGGAGCAGCUUCGAGGUACGAGUUUGUGCCUGUCCUGGGAGAGACCGUCGCACCGAGGAGGAAAAUUUCCGCAAGAAGGGGGAGCCUUGCCCUGAGCCGCCCCCCGGGAGCACUAAGCGAGCGCUGCCCCCCAGCACCAGCACUGCUCCCCCACAGAAGAAGAAGCCACUGGAUGGAGAGUAUUUCACCCUUCAGAUCCGUGGGCGUGACCGCUUCGAGAUGUUCCGAGAGAUGAAUGAGGCCUUGGAGCUGAAGGAUGCCCUGAGUGGAAGGGAGCCAGGCGGAAGCAGGGCUCACUCCAGCCACCUGAAAGCUAAGAAGGGGCAGUCUACCUCCCGCCAUAAAAAGCCAAUGCUCAAGAGAGAGGGGCUGGACUCAGACUGACGUCCUCCCCUUCCUGCCCGCCCCCACAUCCCCCCCAACACCCUCACCCAUGUUCUCCUUCCCUGACAUUUUUGGGGCUUGGGAGCUUGAAUGCAAUGGCUUGAUGCAUCCCCUUGCUUGGUACAGGUGUGCCUCUGAAACCCUGAAUUUUUCCACGUUUCUUAGCCGAAGGCUCUGCUAACAAAGUUGACCUCUGUGGUUGGUUGGUAGGAGGAGGUAGGACCUACCAGCCUAGUUUUUAAAGAUUUUUUACUACGAGGAACCAUGGGGGAAGUAGGAAAAUGUUCCUCCCCAUAAAGAGUUAGAACCACACACUGGGUCACAAGCCCAGGUUUUUUUUGCCAUUUUAACCUGCUGUUGAAUUUGUCCUAAUUUUUUGACCGUUUUUAUGAAAUGCUGACAAACAUACCUACCUCGCAGGGUCUGUUGUGAGGAUUAAUGAAAUGAUCUAUGUCUGGCCCCCAAAUAGUUUUUUUAUCAAUGAUGUCUGAGACUUGGUGCCUUCAUGGGUGCUGACUCCCUUAAGUCCCUGUCGGUGGAUGCGAUCUUCAGGUCUCUGUGGCCGGGGCGGCUGGGGUGGGGUCCCAUCCUUGCCGGCCGGCCAGAUCCUGUCUUCCCUCCCGCUGAAACUCAGUUCCUAAAAGGAAACCUCCCUCCAUCCUACACCCUGGAGGGAUUCGAUCCCUGGUCUAGGGUCUCUGUCUACUCCCCGCAGCCACAUAGGAUGAAAUUUUGCACUCUGCAAGGCACAUCUGUGUUCUUCACCCACCCCCUCCUCCUCCUCCCGUUUUAUAUCCCCUUUUAUAUCGAUUUCAUAUUUUACAAUAAAACUUUGCUACCA